CAUUAAGCCCUUCAAAACACAUUGGAAAAUUCAAGUUAAGAUUGUGCAUUCGUGGACACAAUACACUCAAUUCACCGGGGAAACAGUUGAAAUGGUUCUUGCUGAUACAGCUGGUACUUUGAUUCAUGCUACUGUUAAGAAGCCACAAGUGAGCAAACUGCAAAGGUUCAUAGUUUCUGGAGAAUGGCGUAUUAUCGAGCAUUUUACGCUAACCAAAUCAACAGGAAAGUAUCGAGCCACAAAACAUGGUUUCAAGAUGUCCAUGAUGGAAAAAACUGUGAUAAGUCGCACUCCUGCUGUUUCUGAUGACAUUUAUGUGGAUCUGGCAAACUUUCCAGAUAUUUUGAAUGAAGCAGGAUUGAGUGAAAACAUCUUAAUUGGUACUAUAUCUAUCUUACUUUCCAUUGUAUAUUUUCUUUUUCUAUUAUAAUAGGAACUUCUUCAUGAAAAUAUAAUUUAUUAGUCUCUUAUUUUGCAGAUGUACUUGGACAGGUAGUUAGUUUCAAUGAAAUGAAAAUUCAUGAUGUUAACAACAAGAUCACAAAGAGACUUGAGUGUGAACUCAGAGACACAAAGUAAGUUUAAUCAUGAAUCUAC
This is a messenger RNA of Arabidopsis lyrata subsp. lyrata, 597 nucleotides long. RefSeq lists its product as uncharacterized. Bases 92 to 430 code for a protein of 112 amino acids. Lineage: Eukaryota; Viridiplantae; Streptophyta; Magnoliopsida; Brassicales; Brassicaceae. The transcript has 2 exons. The record is from RefSeq and is a predicted model, not a curated record.